UCUUUACUCGUGGUUUACACUCCUCCUCCUCCUUCUGGUCCACAUUGAGCCAGUUCUCUUCUGUUCUCGCCUCUGUAAUAAAGGAGAGCGAGGGCGCCGCUGGUGCUGUCAACAUGUGGACGGACAUGUUUCUUUUUCAUGUUUGAGUCGUGAAGGGUUCCCGCGGACGUAUGGAUACGGUCGGCGGCGACAACCCGCGGAGACGCACGAGGAGCGCGCGAGCAGUCUGCAGACAACGAAUCGGAGCGCGAGCCGACGAGUCCAACGUGCUGCGCUGCCUCAGCGUGGGAAACACGGAAGAGGACCAUGACAUGAAGGGGGACACCGACCUCUUUAAGCAGGACAACCUGGGGCUGAGGGUCAUGGCGCCCCGCUACAGUCUGCUGCGGGAGGUGGGGAGGGGUACGUACGGCGUGGUGUACGAAGCGGUGGCGCGGAGAUCCGGCGCUAAAGUUGCCGUGAAGAAACUGCGAUGCGACGCGCCGGAAAAUGUGGAGCUCGCCCUGCAGGAGUUCUGGGCGCUGGCAAGUCUGGAGAAACGGCACCAGAAUGUGGUCCAGCUGGAGGAGUGUGUGCUGCAGAGGAACGGGAUGGCCCAGAAAAUGAGCCACGGCAACAAACGGUCCAAACAGUACCUGCGACUGGUGGAGACUUCAUUAAAAGGUGAGAGAGUGCUCGGCCCUCCAGAGGAGCCGUGUUACCUCUGGUUCGUCAUGGAGUUCUGUGAAGGCGGCGACCUCAACCAGUUCAUCCUGUCCCGGCGGCCCGACUCGCGAACCAACAACAGCUUUAUGCUCCAGCUGACCAGUGCUGUCGCCUUCCUGCAUGAAAACAACAUCGUCCACAGAGAUCUCAAACCCGACAACAUCCUCAUCUCAGAGAAGUCAGGGGCUCCGGUUCUCAAGGUGGCCGACUUCGGCCUCAGUAAAGUUUGCGCCGGUUUAGGAAAUGCCAGCGAGGGCAAGGUUGGUGAAGACAAGAACAAAAACAUCAAUGUCAACAAGUUUUGGCUGUCGUCAGCGUGUGGCUCAGACUUCUAUAUGGCUCCCGAGGUGUGGGAAGGCCACUACACAGCCAAGGCUGACAUAUUUGCCCUAGGCAUCAUCAUCUGGGCCAUGCUGGAGAGAAUUACUUUUAUUGACGCGGAGUCUAAGCGGGAGCUGCUGGGUACAUAUGUGAGGCAAGGAGCAGACAUUGUGCCGGUGGGUGAGGCACUGCUAGAGAAUCCAAAGAUGGUACUGGACAUCCCACAGAAACGCAGGUCGUGCAUGUCUGACGGAGUGAGGAAGCUGCUGCAGGACAUGCUCGCCGUCAACCCUCAGGACCGGCCCAACGCUUCAGAGCUGCAGGCCAGAAUGGACCAGGUUAUGUGUGCUGCAUGACCCUCAAACCCUUUUUACAGAUUUGUGACUCUUACCUGGAGCUGCUACAUCAGUGAGGGUCUCCUGUUUUAAUCUGAAGAAUGUGAAGAUAAGGGAGAGGCAAGGGAGAGCAGUUACUCCUGAAGUCCGGAGGCUGAAAUGGGACUUUUGUUUACAGUGAAGUCAUCUGCCAAUUCUGCUAGAGAAUGUUUGUCUUGCCUUCAAUAUAUUACGAUGAAGCAAGAAACAUUAGGUCUGCUGCUCGGCGGGAAGCUUGAGGAAACUGAUGCACUGAUCGAUGGGAGGGAUGAAGGGAAAGGUCUGGAGAAAUUCCCGUCAGAGAACAUGAGUUAGUGGCACUGUGCCAAGGCCGGUGUAGUGACUGACUCUAAACCGAAGCCACAGCAUUAGUUUAAAUAUGUGUGUGUUCACAGGGGUGAACGUCCAUGUGUCUGGCACUAUGGUUAUAUUUAAUGAAAACACUGUGACAUCCUCUUGUUUCGUGUGAGUUUCUGUUAUUUUGACAGUUAGGGUUGUUCCACAUGCUUACCUGUCUUGUGUUGGUGUAUUUCCUGUUGUUUGCCUGCGAUCUAGUAAACAGGACUGCCACGUGUUGCCUCAGUGAGAUUUGACAGCUUUAUGUGAUGACAGAAAACAGUGUCAGCGGCCCUUUUUCUGUUGCUGGGGCUCAGUUUCUCCAGACAUCUGUUGGUUUACAUUCAGGCAUUGGAGUCAUGGUUAGUUAUUAGCAGUGGGUCAUAUGUGUAAAAUCCAUUGCCAUGGGAUAUGUAACUCUUUAUUACGAUAUAUAUCGCAAUAUAAUCAGUUCAUUGAGGCCAUUUGGGCUAAGCCAGUGAAUCAGAUACUUGAAAAAAAUUCUGAUAUAAAGUAGCCAUGCUUAUUGAUUUGCAGCAUUGCCCACAAUGCCCUCCUGCAUCCAAAGCUUUUAAAGUAAUAGUUAGCUAGUAUAAACGAUAGAGCAGAAUUAAUAAUGCCUGACAGAUUUCUAAAGUGUCCCAGUAAAGAUCGCCAUAUGCCGUCAUAUAAUCGUAAUAUAAAUAAUUCUAUAUAUUUGUGGCCUGGGUUUGGUUUUUUGUUGGCAUUGUUAACACACCUAACUCCUUUCUUCGGCCACCUUUCUAUGGUCCACAUCAGUGUUGCAAACGGUCCUUCUAUUCAGUGCUUAAAUACACAUCUUCAGUGAAAUGCAGUUAGCAGACCAGCUUUCACUGAAGAUGGAGAGUAAUUUCAGUUAGUUGUUGUUUCUCCUGAACAUGUUUGAUACAAUUUUUGUCGCCACAAAUGCAAGGUCAGGUCAGAUUUAAGACAAAUUGAAGUUGAGGAGUGCAUUUUUUGUGUUUUUAGUUGCCCCUUUUUGGUCAUAAAAGGUAAAUUUGAAACAGUCUUUACAAACAGAAAUGUGAAAACAUGUCUGUUAUUAAUACGUUGUGGAAAGCUAUAUGAGCAGAAAUGUCUCAAACUAGAAAUGCCUGUGAAUGUUAGUUUUAAUAAGGAGUAUAACUGGAUAAUUUUACCCCCACUUCUUUGCCUUUUGAAAGCCAGUGUAGAGAGCAGGUCGUGGGCACAUAACUUUUUAUUUUCCACUAAUCUAAUUCUUUAUACCUAUGGUGCCUUUAAAUUGCUUGUCAGGUAAAAUUUGGCUCAAGAUCAGCUGCUGUAUUGUUCUUUGAUUUGGCACUCCAAAUCCUUUUUCAGGGUAUAUGGUCUCGAUGAUUUUCGUUCAGAGUGUAAUUAUGGAUGAGGACCGAUGCACGUAAUUUGCCCAAAGAAAAAUAUGUUUUUUUUAAAUUGCCAUGUGAUCAUUUUUACAUUUUACUGUGGACCAUUUAUUUGUGGAGUAAAAUCAUAAUUUUAAAGGGAAUGAUGUUUGAACAGCCAUGUUCUGGGAGCGCAAUUAUUUCAUACACUUUAGGUUGCAUUGGAAGUUCUAAACUAUAAUGAGCAGGUUUUGUUUCUUGUUGAGAAGUAAUCACUCUAAAUGUAAAAAUCUGGCCUUUGUGAGAUGUAACUGUGUCUGCGAUCAAAAGUGGAAUGUGAAAAAUAAGGAGUGUGGAUGCAUUUUGGAUCAUUUGUACAGCUGUUGUAACUGUUCUUGCCCUGAAACCAAAGGUCAGCAGCUGAAUGAUUUCUCCUUAAGUCUAUCGUAUGUUGAACUGAACUGGGACCCUGAGUGAUUUAACAGAAUCCCGUUUCUUUGUGAUUAUACUACCUCAUGUUUCUGCACAUGUUCACCUUUUCUUUAAUGAGCCAUCGUUUCAUUUUUUCCGACAAAGACAUUCCUCAGCUAGAGACGAAACCCGGCAGAUUUCAGAGUGACGGCUUUAUGUUUCACAUCAUCGCAGUGUGCGUGGGUGUGUGUGUGCAGUUUCCCUCUGAUUGUAAAUGCAUCAUAUGGGUUUGGAAUAAGCUUUUGACUGCUGUCAGUUGCUUGUCGGUUUUUUACUGAUGCUUUUUGAGAAAUGGGUUUACAUUAUUGCAGAUGUUUACACAUCUUUUAUGUACUUUGGACAAAUUCUUGAACUUCUGUGAAAAGUGUACCUCAGUUCCUCCCUUUGUUUCACUACUGUAUGAAUAUGUGCUUGUGUGGGGUAGAACUGAUAAUCUUGAACCAGCUGACUGUAGAGCAGAGUUUGAGACGGUCAGCUCACACACAGUGUUUUAUUCUGAAGAUUAAUUCUGAUUUCUGAAGAAAUGUUACUUUCAUUUAGUUAAAAGAUAUUUAAGUAAAACCCUCAAAAUGUUUUCCUCCGGGCCCUUGUAGCUGCCUCUGGAUGGUUUCCUUUGGUGUUGGAAUAAUGCACCUGUAAAUGUGUGUUUGACUAAUGACAGUUGGGUCACUUGUUUUACAUAAGACACUCGUCUAUGCAACUCUGCCUCCCUGGACAUACUGCGGAACAAUCCAGGCCUGGUUGGUUCUGGUUUAGUUCACCCUGCUUCUCAUCCUGACAGGAACUUUACUGUACAACUGGACCUUGUUGUGCUCGGAUGACUUGACCUUUUAUUUCAACAGAAUUUACAGUCCUUGGUUGUUCAUAAUACUAAAGCCAUUUGCUCUAAUGAAAACGUUUUUUUUUUUAAUUAUUAUUAUUGCUGACUUUGUACAUAUCAGGGCUCUGUUUCAAUAAAGGUUGGAAAUACCUCUCCUA
Morone saxatilis (striped sea-bass) is the source of this 4528-nucleotide messenger RNA. RefSeq names its product serine/threonine-protein kinase 35-like. Gene Ontology annotation, cellular component: autophagosome; cytoplasm. The record is from RefSeq and is a predicted model, not a curated record. NCBI's taxonomy places the organism in Eukaryota, Metazoa, Chordata, Actinopteri, Moronidae. The transcript is spliced from 3 exons. Gene Ontology annotation, biological process: autophagy; peptidyl-serine phosphorylation; autophagosome organization. Bases 171 to 1382 code for a protein of 403 amino acids. Gene Ontology annotation, molecular function: ATP binding; protein serine/threonine kinase activity.